GUGAAUGGGGAUGGCAGUCCGGCCGACAGCUCUUAACCUGAGGACUUCACAGGCGGACGCUUCCCAUGAAUGGGAGUCAGAUUCCAGCCCGGAGAGAGACGCUGUUUGUUGUCGGCUUCAGCACAGAGGAAAACAACAUUCACUUUUAAUUAGAUGAUUCUGAGCGAAUAUUUUAUGAGCGGCUCUGUUCAGAGACAAGUUUCACUGCAGCAGAGGAGCCACUUUGGAAACUGUGGGACAUGGAAAACGGCUGUGAAACUGGGAGAUCCUAACAAGGGAAACGGGUUAGAGGGGCAACACCGAGGAACCAUCUGUGGUUGGUUAACAGAAGGCUGCUGAAUCCUGCAAUGCCAGAAGAAGCCCAUGAGGACGCCAUGAGAACGCCUGCGACCCCAGAGAAGCCCGGUAACAACGAGCGCCCUGCAGCCGCUGUGACGAUGGUAAACAUCCCCCUGGUCAAUGAAGUCCAGCUGACUGCAGCCACCGGUGGGACGGAGCUGUCCUGCUAUCGCUGCACCAUCCCGUUCGGCGUGGUGGUGCUCAUCGCGGGCAUCGUGGUCACCGCCGUGGCCUACAGCUUCAACUCACAUGGAUCCACCAUCUCUUACUUUGGCCUGGUGCUCCUCUCGGCCGGACUGGCGCUCUUAGCGGCCAGCGCCGUCUGCUGGAAGGUGAGACUGGAGAGGAAGAAGGAGAGGCGACGGGAGAGUCAAACCACCCUGGUCGCGAACCAGAGGAGUAUUUUCACCUGAACUAGCAGUUUGAACAACACACAUCCUGAUUUCCGGAGUCUGAAAAGGCCUGGUCUUGACUUGGUUUGGAGCUGGAGAACCAGCUGUAAGCAGAUGUUGUGCGGCAUGCGCUGGAUUUCAGACCUGUAAAAGCUUUGACCGCAGACUCUCAAGGCCUAGAACUCGAAGCUUUGAAGACAUUGUAAGGGAUUUAUUUGUCAAACAGACGUUGAGCAUCUGGCGAGCUGGGAACGCAGCCAGGAGGAAUGUAUCACAAUUAAGAUGAAUUACCACUGUGCAAAGCGAUGUAGAGGAAGUCUCCCAUUAAUCUGCUGUUGGAUGUGGUGGCUUUGAUUGUAAUGGGAGGGAGUGUGGUUUAAAGAGCCCGUGGAAGGAGAGGGAACCUGGAAAAUCCAGGACAAUGAUUCAUGCCUCAUUUUCUGCACCUCAACCUGCACAUAGCAGUUUCUAACGUCUCAUUGUUCUCCUCACAGGGAAUGAUUAUGAACUGCCUGUUAUGGUACUUGAUGAGGAUUUUGUUUAAAAUCGGACGAUAUGUUCUGUUCAUCACAAAAGAUUGGACGGCAGAUGAUGUUACUUAAAGAGAGGGAAUGUUUAACCUUAAAUAUGUAACCACUUAAAGCACUUUGACUCUUCAUAAUCAUCAUUAUUCAGCAUUAAACAACAUCUUUUAACAAAUUCAGUAAGUGAUAAAUCCAAAUUUGGAGUUGUAUUGCUCAUUAUGGUGAAUUUGGAACGUUUACACGGUGUUGUGGCAGUGGUCUUAUUGUCCACAGUGUACUUCCACAGUGUAAAAAAUAUUACAUACAGUAUUACAUGUAUUUUGUCUUGAUGUAAUCAUUUGCAUGUAUUAACCGUUAACAGGACGUCAUGAGGUUUAAUAAACUCAUUAAUCACA
Toxotes jaculatrix (banded archerfish) is the source of this 1650-nucleotide messenger RNA. RefSeq names its product transmembrane protein 100a (gene tmem100a). The transcript is spliced from 2 exons. Lineage: Eukaryota; Metazoa; Chordata; Actinopteri; Toxotidae. The record is from RefSeq and is a predicted model, not a curated record. The coding region runs from base 348 to 752 and encodes 134 amino acids. Gene Ontology annotation, biological process: cellular response to BMP stimulus.